AAAUAUACAGCGACACCCCAGCCAGGAGACGCCGAAGAAGCAGAACAGAAGCACAGCGAGAAACAGAGAACGCCGGCGACCACCGAGAGCAAAACAAGCAGGCAAGAUGGUGCAGCAACAAGCAGCGAAGGAGGUGAUCCCGCUGCUGACGCCGUACAAGAUGGGCCAGUUCCAGCUCUCCCACCGGGUGGUGCUCGCGCCGCUGACGAGGUGCCGCUCCUACGGCAACGUGCCGCAGCCGCACGCCGCCGUCUACUACUCGCAGCGCGCCACCAAGGGUGGCCUCCUCAUCGCGGAGGCCACGGGGGUGUCGCCCACCGCGCAGGGGUACCCGGAGGCUCCUGGCAUCUGGACGCAGGAGCAGGUCGAGGCGUGGAAGCCCAUCGUCGACGCCGUCCACCGUAAGGGUGGCAUCUUCUUCUGCCAGAUUUGGCAUGUCGGCAGGGUCUCCACCUAUGAGUUUCAGCCGGACGGGCAGGCACCGAUCUCGAGCACGGACAAGCAAAUUACCCCGGCCGAAAUUUCCCCGAGCGGCGAGCCCGUAAUGGUGUAUUCGAAGCCGCGCCGGUUGCGGACCGAGGAGAUCCCCGGGAUUGUCGACGAUUUCAGGCGAGCCGCACGGAACGCAAUUGAAGCCGGCUUCGAUGGCGUUGAGAUCCACGGCGCGCACGGGUUCAUCCUCGAGCAGUUCAUGAAGGACAGCUCUAACGACCGCACAGACGAGUACGGCGGCGGCAGCCUGGAGAACCGGUGCCGCUUCGCCGUGGAGGUCGUCGACGCCAUUGUCGGCGAGGUGGGCGCGCACCGCGUGGGCAUCAGGCUGUCGCCCUUUGCCGACUACUUUGAUUGUGUGGAUUCCGAUCCGGUGGCGCUUGGCCACUACAUGAUCCAGCAACUGAAUAAGCACGAGGGUUUCCUCUACUGCCACAUGGUGGAACCUCGAAUGGCGAUGGUCGACGGCCGCAGGCAGAUUCCUCACAGGCUCUUGCCGUUCCGGAAGGCGUUUCACGGCACAUUUAUCGCCGCCGGCGGGUAUGAUCGGGAGGAAGGCAACAAGGUAGUGGCAGAAGGCUAUGCUGACCUUGUUGCAUAUGGAAGGCUCUUCUUGGCUAACCCGGACCUGCCUAAGAGGUUUGAGCUGAAUGCGCCACUGAACAAGUACGACCGUUCUACGUUCUACACACAAGAUCCCGUUGUUGGCUACACGGAUUAUCCUUUCCUCGAAGACGGUAGCAAUAAUGAUGACUCAACUACUCAAGCUUAAUCAUGCAGAUAUCUGAUCACAACUAAUAAUGUGGAUGGUUCAUCAAGUAUGAGUUCAUUAUUAUUUCCGUCCUUCUUUAUUGACAUUGUGGCAGGUUCAUUACAUCAUGUUGUCUAUAAGGAGAAAUAAAUGCACUUGCUGAAAUUACUAUUAGAACAAGUAACUACUGUUUCUAGAGAAUUGUUGUCACGUGUACCUUUUCAAAUUUCCUUCUUUGGCAGACUACAAUGGUCAAUGGAAUCCUCGUGUUGCUUUUCA
Messenger RNA from Sorghum bicolor (sorghum), 1522 nucleotides. Its product is annotated as 12-oxophytodienoate reductase 1. Lineage: Eukaryota; Viridiplantae; Streptophyta; Magnoliopsida; Poales; Poaceae. The record is from RefSeq and is a predicted model, not a curated record. Gene Ontology annotation, molecular function: FMN binding; oxidoreductase activity. The coding region runs from base 107 to 1264 and encodes 385 amino acids. The transcript is spliced from 2 exons.